Messenger RNA from Salvia splendens (bonfire salvia), 669 nucleotides. Its product is annotated as GATA zinc finger domain-containing protein 14-like. The transcript has a single exon. The record is from RefSeq and is a predicted model, not a curated record. Bases 1 to 669 code for a protein of 222 amino acids. Lineage: Eukaryota; Viridiplantae; Streptophyta; Magnoliopsida; Lamiales; Lamiaceae.
AUGGAUGCCCCAUCGAGGGAUCACCCUAACUUUAGAUGGACCGAAGGUAACCUGAAUUCACCACCCCUGCAGCAGAAUGCCAACUAUUCGAAUCCCCCGGAACAUCAAUCCAACUGGUCUGGAAGAAAUCAGGAAAGACAGAACAAUUGGGGCAACUGGAAUCAGGGCAACCAGUCCAACUGGGCAAACAGGAAUCAGAACAAUCCAACAAAUUCCUAUGUGCCACCCCAUCAGAGGAAUUACCAAGGCAAUAACUCAAACCCUCAACCCAAUUACCAGGGGAAUCAAGGGUCGGGUAAUCAGUACAACAGCAAUCAGGGGCAUCAAGGGAAUUUCCAUUCAAAUCAGGGACAUGGACCUAGCCAUCAUCGAGGACCGAGUACCAUUCAUCCGAGCGCCAGACAACCGAAGAGCCUCGAUGAGAUGGUAAACGAUUUGGUCAGUUCGCAGCAGCACCUUCAGAAUAAUAUGCAGUCCAAUAAUGAUGUGGUACAUAAGCUUCAAGACGCUCAUGUGGAACACAAGACAGCCAUGGACAUGCUGGCGAAGCAAUUAUCCCAGAUCGCCACUUCCCAGAGUGAAAUGCGUGGGAAUGAAGGAAGAAUCACUGCCACAGUUAAGCCACCAGAUAGGGCUAACAUCAGUGAAAUCACCCUUAGGUCCAAAUGA